AUAAUAAUAAAGCCGCAGCUAUAAUACAUUAUUGUUUUAGAAUCGCUGGCCUUGUUUAAGGUCGGUAGAAAGAGUACAAGUCACAUGAUGACAUGUUCAUAUGACCAAGCUUUCCUUCAACGGUUUAGCCUUCUUAUAAACAGAGACUAAGGCUUGGCUUUACACAUUGUCAUUAUUGCAGUCGAUUUGUUCCUGGGUUUGCUCUUUAUUUUAAUAACGCAGAGAUACAAGCAAAAAAGGUUGGUUACGCUUGAUCGUUAUGAUGAUUAGUUUUACCUUUUGGAAGUUUUAAUAUUUUAAUAAAUUUGCCUUGCCCAAGCAGCCAAGCAAAACUUUAUUUAUUUUUUUAAAAUUAGCUACUCCUUAAAACUACUUAAAACCCUAGUAGGCUUAGUUGACCUAGUAGCUUACUCAACUAAUACCAGAAUACUACUAGUGCUAGUAUACUUUAAUUUAAUUCUUUUUUAUACUACUGUUAUAAUUUUACUGACGUUUGCUGGUUAAUUUUUUAACUAGGCAUAGUAGUAGUAUAAAAUAAUUUGCUACCUUCCAAAUAAAUAACAAUAAAACAUUUAUUAUUAUCAUUUAUUUAGUUUUAGUGCUAUUUGAACUAUUUGACUUUUUGAAUUUGGUAGUCUGAUGUCUGAGGUGACUGACACUAAUUUAAUUCUAAUAUUAAACCAGGGUAGGGGAACUUUUUCUGAAAAUUUUUCUCUUAAAAUAUCUAUAAAUAUUAUAUUUUAUAUAAUUUGGAUAGUCUGCCACUUCAGUGUAGUGUUGGCUAUUUAAAAAUUGUGUUUUUCCCGUUUUUAGUUUACAAGUUAUUUUAUUGAUAAAAAAAAACGUAAAUAUUUUAUUGAUCCAAUUAUAAGAAUUAUGUUUUUUAUGAUAUUGUAAAUGAUUGUACAUAUUCAUUGCAGUACAUUCAUAUAUUAUAUAGAUAUUCCAAGACAUUAUGUUUGAAAUAGAAAAAUUUAAACAAUUUAAUAUAUUAAAAUAAUAUAACAUGUUUAUGCAUAGUUUUCCACCCAGGGCAACAGUGAAAGGAAUAUAAGAAAUGAUAAGACCACGGCUGAUGCCAAACUGUCUUUUCAAUUUGCGUGCGUCCACAUAUUUUAUACAUUCUAUGUUUAGACCCCAGUAACAGCAUAAUUUGUAUCAAAGUUUUGUUGAUAGACCACAACAGAGUGUUUUCAGAUUACGUGGCUGAGCUAAUUUAUGUUUACAUGAGCCACCCAUCCAUCCGAGACAGUAUGUUAACCUUGUAAAAUAUAUUUUACUAUGCACUCUUGUAAAGGGAUCGCACAUCCAUCUGGCACUUUAGCAAGAAAACAGUGCUUACUCUUUUUAUGCUACUGAAAACCCAGGGGCCCUCUCUCUACUGUCCAUGUUUCCAGUAAAAUAUCACCUGAAGUGGUAGAUUACCAAACAUAAUAGUAUUAGUAGGCCUGUCCUAUAUUCUAAGUCAGUGGUUCAUAACCUGGGUUCGAUUGAACCCCAGGGGUUCGGUGAUUCAGUCUCAGGGGUUCGGCGGAGGUCAAGGCACAGCCCGACUCAUAUGUUUUGCGAUCAAAUUUUGUGCAGUGCAGACGAUAGAACUAGCGGCCGCGGCCAAUGAAAGUUCAAAUACGAGAGCACGACAGCACGACACAAUAAUAAAGUUCGCCAGAGUGAGAUAACACGUAUCGGUAUCGUGAUAUUUCUAUAUCGUGGAACCCUUGACGUCAUGACAAGCAUACAUCACGAAUCGUGUCAACGCCACCUGUACAGGCGCUUUGAUCGUGUAAACACAUGCUGUGAUGAACGUGUGCAUAACAAACCCAAUUUCGUUCACCGACUGAGCAUACCUUUUAUUUCUAUAUCGUCGCCCAGUAGUCGACUUGUGACUGUCGUGAUGGUAGGUCAUGUGAUUUCUUUCUUAAUAUUUUAAUCCCUUCAUACUAACUAUGUCGAGCAAAAAAAGAAAGUGGUCGGACGAAUAUGUACAAUAUGGAUUCACAUGUAUGAUGGAACGUGAUGGGAGCCAGCAUCCUAACUGCAUGAUUUUCAAUGCCAAGUUGAGCAAUUCUAGUCUAGCACCGGCAAAACUAAGAGAACAAUUCCUUAAGCUGCAUGGAGAUGGAAAAUACAAGAACACAACGCUCGCAUAAUUCAAGGUGAAAGAGUUAGAUUCGAUGAAAAGGCUACUCUGCCUGUUCUCGGCUUUGUACCCAUCAACAAAACGAUCCUCACAGCAUCGUACGAAGUUGCUUACCUGAUCGCAAAGCAGGGCAAACCACACACCAUUGGUGAAACACUCAUGAAAAGCGGCUGAAGUUAAGUUAUCCCAAAUUCCUCUUUCAAAUGACACCAUCAGCGACAGAAUAGAGGACAUGAGCAUAGACAUCUUGGCUCAAGUAGUUGCAGAUAUGAUUUCAAGCCCAGCAGAAUUCAGCCUUUAACUCGACGAGACCACAGACGUUUCCAAUCUAAGGCAGCUUGCUGUAUUCAUGCGCUAUGUGAAAGACAACGUGAUAAAGGAAGAUUUUUUAUUUUGUAAGUCUCUUACAACAACAACUAAGGCAGCCGAUGUGAAGAAACUUGUGGAUGACUUCUUCAAAGACAAAAUAUUUCGUGGGAUACGCAUCGUAUUCUGCACAGGCAUGCGUUGGCAACAAAAACCUUGUCUACAAAACUGGUAGAAGUAUUAAAAAUUGUAGUGGAAUGCAAUUAUGUGCGAAAUAGUGCUCUGAGGCACCGCUCUGAAUUUGAGGUACUUCUGUACCAUUCUAAUGUUCUGUGGUUAUCCCGGGGACAGGUGCUGACUCGUGUUUUUGCCGUGCGUGUGGAAUUAGCCCUGUUUUUGCAAGAGCACCAACAUUGUUAUGCAGAUUGCUUCAAAAAUUAUUAGUUCAUUCUCAUUUUAGCGUACAUGGCUGAUAUCUUCGCAGCUCGCAAUCAUCUCAAUCAACAGAUGCAGGGCGGUGGAGUCAAUGUCAUAGAAGCGGAAGAAAACCUGAAGGCGUUUCAAAAAAAGCUACCGUUAUGGAAAAGACGAACAGAGAAUGAUGACUUCGCAAACUUUCCCCUGCUAGACGACUGUGUAAGUAAGAUCGAAGAUGUAUCUGGAAUCUGAGACAUUUCUGUACCAGUGGAACUGAAGCAAGCAAUUGCCACGCACAUAGUUGAGCUUGAAAAGUCUCUCGACGGAUACUUCCCUACAAGAGAGUCACAUCCAGCAUGGGUGAGACAGCCGUUCACGUUUAGUGUUGAGACAACAGAUGUCAAUGAUGAAUACCUCGAUGAAAUCAUUGAAAUUCAACAGAGCCAGGUUCAACAGCAACUCUUCAGAACAACAACGCUCUCAACGUUUUGGUGUCAACAAAUGGUAACGUACCCUGUUAUUGCAAAGAAAGCUCUGGAGAUUUUUAUACCGUUUGUUACAACAUAUCUUUGCGAGCAAUCCUUUUAGAGGAUGCUGGACAUAAAAACAAAGAAAAGGAACAGACUUUGUUGCGAAAAUGACCUGAGUGUGGCACUUGCCAAGGUGAAGCCGCGCAUUUCUGAACUGGUCUCUGAAAGGCAACAGCAGGUCACACUCAUAUUCAUUAUUAUGUUUUUUGUUUUUGUGUGAAAAUCAUGUUUUAUUGGUUUUGUUCUUUGAACACAGUGAUGUUGAUGCACCAUUCAUUUUGUACACCAGUAAAAUAUAUACCGGUACCUAUGUUUUGAAUUUUAACAAAAUCAUAUUUUAUUUUUCCUAUUAAGAAGGGUUCGGUGAAUGCGCAUAUAAAACUGGUGGGGUUCAGUACCUCCAACAAGGUUAAGAACCACUGUUCUAAGUAUAUUAUUAUAGUAUUAUAGUGAAUAGGCCUAUAUUUGCUACUAUUAGAAGGUCACAUUCAUUUUGUAAGUGUAGUCGUAUGUAAUCAAGGCCACAAUAAAGAAGCUUAAAAUAAAACUACAUAAUAAUACACACAAAAAUGUAUUUACAUUCUAUUUUAAAUAAACAAAUCUCUAUUAAAAUAAAUUACUGAUGUGAAAACUAGCAUAAAUUAUAUUAUAAAUUGAUAUGCAUUUGAAAAAAAAGUUAAAUGUUUUUACAAUUAAUCCAGUAUUUUUAAUUCCCUGUAUAAUAUGUAAAAAAGUUAAUGCAAAUAAAUUAUUUUUAAUAUAAAAUUUUGAUUCAGUCAAAAGGCUGGACUUGAAGACCUAGAUUACUGCAGGUUCCGCACUGACCUGAACCCUUAACUCUAGCAUUACUUAUAUAGAAAACUUUCUAGGAGGGAGUGGGGUGGGAGCAAAAUUUUUUAGUAAUGUUUUAAUGUAGUUUUAAUUUACUGUAGCAUAUUUGUAUGGUGAACGAACAGAUUGGACACAGUAAAACGAGAUCAGCAUCAGCUUAGUUACUUUCUUUUUGUUUUCUCUUUACUUUAAUAAAUUUGUGUCUAUUUUUGUCUAAUCUAAAAGUUUUUUAUCCAAUCAAUCCGGGAGGGGGGGGCAAUUGCCCCCCCCCCCCUGCAGGCGCCCAUGCUUAUAUUGUGUAUUACUAAUAUUAGCAUGAGGUCAAUAUUAAUUAAUAGGCCUAGGAGUUAUUCAUGUAGGCCCUAUAGCCAAAUUAAUAUAAAUGUAUGAUUUAAUUUUUUUUAAAGUUUAUAAUGAUGUGAUGUUGAAUUAUAUUAUUAUGACUUAUUGAACCAUUGUUUGACACAGGCCUAAUUGUGUAUAGCUAUGAGCAUCCUUUAGAUACAUGACUGGAGUCAUCCAGAAGCAUUUCAUUUGAUACAUUAAAAUAAAACAACACAAAUUAGGGGCUUUGGGAAUUAUGCCUUUCUUAGGGAGGUUUGAAAAAAAAAUAAAUAAAAUUCUAAACUAGUUCUAAACCCUCAGACACAUGUCAAUGGCCAACUCCAAAAGCAGAAUCAAGAUUCAGGGAGAAUAUUCUAGGGAGUUCGUAGUUAAUCGGGGCCACAGACAGGAGACUCACUAUCAUGUAUCCUGUUUAACAUCACGCUAGAAAAAGUUAUUAGGAGCAUUCCCAUUAGCACCAGUGGAACCAUAACAAACUACUUCCAGAGAGAUAAUACAGAGCAACAACCAUCAGGAACCUUAUAAAGCCAACCAUUGCAGUACCUGGCAUAUGCAGAUGAUAUAGCACUACUGGGUAGAAGCCGUAAUGACAUAAUUAAAGCAUUCAGGGAACUUGAAAAUGCCUCAUUCAAAGCUGGCCUUGAUAUAAAUGAACCGAAGACAAAAUAUAUGAUAAUGUCAAGAAACUCCCAUGCUGAUGAUAACAUCAAUAUAAACAACCACAAAUUUGAGAGAGUGGACACAUUCAAAUAUCUAGGGGAAACUAUAAAUGAGAUAAUGUCGAGGGGAAAGAAAGGAUAACAGCAGGCAACCGUUCCUAUUUCAGUCUACAAAAGCUACUGGGAAACAAAAACUUAUCAAGGGGAACAAAGAAGACAAUAUACACCACCAUCAUAAGACCUGUAGUAAUGUACGCUAGUGAGACCUGGACCCUCACCAGAAAAGCAGAGAACCUGCUCAACACAUGGGAGAGGCAAAUCGUCCGCAAAAUAUACAGACCAGUGAUAGAAAAUGAUAUCUGGAGAAUACGUACAAACCAAGAACUUUACAAUUUGUACAAAGAACCACCCAUAGUCACAAUGAUAAAAAAAGGCAGAAUAGGCUAGGCAGGUAUGUUGAAAGGUUGCCGGAAUGCAGAGCAGCCAAAAUUAUAUACAGGCAGAAGCCUAGGGGCAGACGACUCAUCGGUCGCCCAAGGAUGAGGUGGAUUGAUGAUGUGGAGACAGAUUUACACCAGUUGGGGGUUCGAGCAUGGAGACGGAAAGCCAUGGAUCGUUCCGAAUGGAAGGAUGUGGUGGAGCAGGCCAGGGCCCUACAUGGGCUGUAGUGCCACUGAUGAUGAGUUCUAAACCAAACUAUUUUUUAUUGAUAUUUUUUACAAUGAUCACUGACCGUAAAGCAGUGCUGUAAACUAUAGGUUUUCAUUUUAAUACUGUUCGGCAACUCUAUACUAUUUGAAAUUAGCCAUCCUCUUUGAACAUUUUAUAAGAAAAAUGUCACCUGUCAGAUAAACAGACAUUAUGUGGUCUUAAAACCAUCUUGUUUACUGGUUAUUCUAAAAAUAACAUUUUAUUUAAGAAGAAUCGGGCCAAUUAAUAAUUAAUAACUUUUUUUGUUAUGUUUUAGAUGGUCUCUCUAAAAGGGGUCUUGCUCCUAUGUCUUGUGGGACUUACAAAUUCCAUGAAUCUCAACAAAGCUAAGCAUGAAAAUGUACUCUUCUUUCAAGCUCAUGAAGAAAAUUUAGAUACAGUGAGUAGUCCAUUGUUUUUUAUUUCUGUAUGCAUACUAAUCUGUUAAUAUUUUUUCUCUUUAUUUCUUCAGAAAAUAUUUUACUUGAAACCUUUAUUCAUAAGAUAUCAUAAAAAACUAUAAGUAGCUAAGUAGCAUUAAUUGCAGACCUACUUGUUUAGCAUCAUUGUUGUUCUUUAUUUUAGGGUGUAGUAAACAUAUUAAAUGGGGAAACUUUUGCAUAAAUUUCUGCCAUUUAUAAGAGGUUGUCAGUGUACUGAAAGCCUUGCCAUCUUCUGACAUUUUCUUUCCAUUUACACAACAUGAAAUAUUUUCAUACCUAUCUACUUAUGGUUUAUCCAAUAUUCAUUUGCAUUUACCCCCCCCCCCCCCAAUAACAAUGUACAAGUAGGUGUUAUUCAUAUCUUCUUUCUUCCUGUCUUUAGUUUUUCUUAAACUGACUUGUUUGAAUAUGUUAUUUUAUUUUCCUUUCAAUUAAAAAUUUAGGGGAACGAUAAUUUCAAUUUGUUAACAUCACAUGACUCAAAUUUAUAUUUACUUAUUUCAAAUAAUGAUUUUUUUUUUUUCAGCCUUUCAUGUAAUGGACAAUCUAAAUUAAAAUAUGUACUUAUGCUUUUUCUGUGCUCACAGCAACCUGUUGUGACAUUAUCUAAUGGCUCAUGCCCUAAUAACACUCAAUACUUCUGUUCCACAAACUACACUUGCUGUAAAGCGAAUCCAAACUCUAAGGUUCCGUUUGUGUGUUGUACUUUUUCAGAGGUGAGGAAUUUCAAUGUUCGGCCUGACAUCUUUUCAUUAAAAACCUAAAACUAAGUAAUGAUUUGAUUUAGCUUUAUGGCAUCAAACCUUUUUGAAGGGAUUUAAGAAAAAAAUUUUUUUGGAAUAGUUCACUGCCUGUGAGAAUAAAAGUGUUUCUUACAAUAAUUGUAAGAAAAAUGUAAUUUUAACUGGUCAAAGUUGUUGUUUUUAAAGGGGUAUUUUCCUUAUAACUACUUCUGAGAAAUUAGAUUCCCAAAUUUUUAGUGUAAUUUUUUAAAUUGAAUAUUUCAUGUUUGAGAGGGCUUGCAGUCUAUUGACUAGGACUUGACAGGCAGUGUGUUGGAACCUCAGAUUAGUCAUAUUUGCCCGAUGAAUAACUGCAGAGAGAUUUUAAAAAGAUUUUUUUUUAAACUGACCUUAAUAAUAGUAAUAUUUUAGGAGAGUGGAUAAAAUGUGUUAUGCAUUUAAAAAUCUGAAUAGGUGUUUUACAUUGAAUUCAAUAAAUUUAGUAAUAGUGUAACAUUGAUUAUAAUUUACGCAACCCGCAUAUAAUUCUAAAGCUGUGCUGUGGCCAACUUUUAUGUUUAUUCACUUUCAUUUUAACAUCUAAAUAUAGUCUGUAAAGAAGUCAUUAUUAUUUAUUGAAAUUUGGUAUAUUAAAUAAGUGGUUAACUGAGUAUCCUUGGGGACAUUUCUUUAUUUAAUAUUAUUUUGUCAGGGUGUUUGCUGCCCUGAUGGUAUGCAUUGUUGUCCUCGUGGCACUUUUUGUGACAUGCCAAACAGAAGAUGUUUCUCCAAAAAUCAAGAGAGGGACAGUGUUACCGUCCAAAACUGGAACACAAUGUUAUAUGGUCAUUUAAAAUUCCAAUCAGCAGAAAAGGUCUCUGAUUUUAAAAUUUCUUUCCAUUCCAUUUCAAUUUCUUUCUUUUUUUUGUGUGAAGAAAAAUACAUUCUGUUCCUUUUACCAUCUUCUUAAAAAAAUACUUUUGUUUUGUCUAUUGGACUUAAUUUAAAUUUAAAAAACACUUAACUUAAAAGGCGCUCAUUAAAAAAUAAGUAUGAAAUCUUUAAUUGACAUUUAGUAAUAGGAAACAACUUCUCUGACAACACAUAUUUGGAACAUUUUCACAUUUAACCUGUUAUAUCACAUUUAAAAGCAUCUGGCAGUAAAUUCAAAUGUUUAAAUGGACAUAAUAUUUCUCAUUAAGUAAUUAAAAAGAUGCAACAUUCCCACUGAGCCACUUGUUCACAUUUGUUUAAUAAUGUGGAACCACUCUAACAAGUAUUGGAUUUAACACAAAUUAUAAACUGUUUUUGACACACCUGAAACAAAAUGAAAUUUUAGCAACAUUUUUACAAGCCAUUUCACCCCAACAUUUCCUGUUUCUUAAAUAUUAUUUCUAAAAUUAUCUAUUUUUCUUUUAAUUUACUUGUAUACUUAUUAGAAAAAUAAAGAUUUCUGCAAUUAUACAAGAAUCAGCUGCUGUAUCUAACAAGCAGUAGAGAUAUUGUGAGACUAUAUAUGAAAGUGUUUUUUCCACCUAAGCCAUCUCCAUAUACGUCCCUGCUAAAUUUUUGAAACUGCAUUCAUUCAUUUUCUAUACCAUUAAACAAAGCCAGGUCAUAAAUUAUGUUUCCAUUUAAAAUGCAAGUGCUUUAGUAUUCAGCACAUUUUUGUGUUUUCUUCUUUAUACCUUUAAUUCUUGUUACUUAAAAAAUUAAAUAGUCAGGCAAAAAUUGGUUUCACAUUUUUCAUUCAUAUGAAGGAGUUUUUAGGAAUUGAUUACAUAUUUUCUUGUCAUUUGAUGUUUCUGAAUAUCUAGAUUACAAAAAUUCUUUUAGUGAACAGAUUUUCUUUUUGAGACCUCUGUUUUUGUGCAGAUUGUGUCUCUCUUAAAUUAAAAGAGAGUACAAGUGAUAUUAUACAUACAUUUUAAAGGUGUUGGUGAUUUGCAAAAUUUCAGUGUUCAUGCCUUUUUAAAAAUGUGAAAUACAUUAUUAUAUGCCCUAUAAAUAUAUAAAAAUAUUGCCACUUUGUUAGAUUUAUUUUCAAGAGUUGAUUUUUUUGUUACAUUUUUAAAAUAAUGAAGUAAGUAAACUUGAUAGUUCAUUAACUGCUUUUUUCACUAAGCUAAGUUAUUAUUUGGAUAUUCAUAUUAAUAUUAAUUAUUAUAUAAAUUAUAUAAAUAUAUUAUAAAUUAUGAAUAUUUCUUCUGUAUAAUUACUGAAAAGCUCUAGGAGUUACCCAGAUUGACGAUAUGGGCCAUUCACCACUCAUUAUGUCCUAGACUAUGUAAUCUGACAGCAAUUGAACUUAUUAAAAAAUAGAUUAUCUUUAAAGGUUAGACUGGUUUGAUAAAGUUAUCAAGAUAUGUGUACGUGAUAUUUAAAGGCUUGUACGUGAUGACUUUGUAUUGCCUUUGACCUUCUUUUUUAUUAUUAUUAUAUAUUCCCUUUAAUCUGUAAGAGUAUCCUUUGAAAUGAAUUCUUUGAGCCUUUCUUAAUCCCAACCAUAUUUUAAAGAGUUGAGCAACACCAACAGUGUAUGAGAUCAUGCUUGAUUUUUGUUUCUAACCUUGACAUAUUCUUCAGGCCUUUAAACAGGUUGAUAGGCCAAGUUCUGUCUUUCUUUCUUUCUAUUUUUAAAAUGUUGGUUUUGUGAAGUCUGACAUAGUUAAACUUAAAAUCACUAUUUUAAUUCUGGAUAAGCUUUCACCAGUGAUACACAAAGGGUCAUUGUUAUCUUAUCUCUAUACAGAUGGUCACAGGAUCAAAUUAAUAUUAAAUCUCCAGAUCAGCUAACAAAUCAAGGUCAUUGAUAAUGAACAUGGAAGAAUGAGAUAGUAUUGAUUUUGUCUAGUCAGUAAGAUGUUUAUUAUAGGGCAAAUACUAAAAUAAAUAUUUUGUCUUAAACUUAGAGAUUUAUGGAAAUUUUUUUUCACAAUCAUUAUUUUAACAAUAAUAUACUCAUGCUUUGAACAGUGCAAUCCAUCCUCAAUAAAAAAAAAUUUGGUUACUUUAUAAGAAAUUAGAAACAAUCUGGCGAGAAACUAAAUCAUUAUUACAUCAGAUAUCUAUUACAAAAAUCAUGUCUCUUUACUAAUUGCUUUUACUUGCGAGUUUCCUCCUUCAAAGAAAAGCACUUACUUAACAAAAAUAAUCAUUUUUUAAAGAAAUCUAAAAAAAAUUAUUAUGGCUUCAUUAAUGUUUAUGAUUUUCUAUAUUACAUUUUUCAGCUAAUUACGAUCAUACUAUUUGGCAUUAUUUGUAUUGCAGUGAUCAAAAUUUUAUAUAAAUGUAACAAUAUACUGCCAUUUAAUUUUAUUUAUUUUACUGCAUUUUUGCCUAAUUAAAUUGAUGUGUAUAAUCUUUUUCCUCAUUAAAACAGCCAUUGAGAGUUAUGUGAGUCCUGUAACACCAAUUGUGAUAUUCAAAUCCCCAAAAUAAAUAUUGAGCAAAUAAUGAUGAUUCACUGUGGAUAAGGAUACACUUAGUCUGUUUUACAAAGCAGCACACACAUUUUGUAAAGAGGUUUCAAACUAUUCGUUACUUCCUUGUAAAGGGAGAUCCAUGUAACAGGAUAUUGAUUUUAAAAAUCAAAAACUGAAGCGAUCGAAUUUUAUUAAAUUAUUACAGUUAAAAUUGGAACUUGCUAUCAAUGUCAUAAACAUUCUUUAAAAUCUAUUAUAUUUAAAUUUUUAUUAAUAAAGUUGUAUAAUAUUAAUUAUUUCUUUAUGACAGGCAGAGGUGACCUGCAAUGAUGGCUCUCAGUGCCCUGAUGGCAGUACUUGCUGUCAACUGGCCUCUGGGAGCUUUGGUUGUUGUCCUCUUGUACAGGUCUGUAAUAGCUCUUUUAUCACUUUUUUUAAAAUUGCCAAGUGAUUCAUUUAAAGAUAAUAAUAAUAAUAAUAAAAAAGUUCAUUUCAAAAACACGCUUCAUCCCCAAAGGCUCGAAGCGCGGUACAAAGUCAACAAAAAACAAAUCUAUAGUUUACCACAUUUAAAACAAACGCAACACGACAAAAACUAAGUACAAGCAUACAAUGGCAAAGUCUUUCUAGCCAUUUCAACCAUAAGCAACACAGCCAUUAUGCAUUAACUGGAAAAUAAUGUUGACAAUCAUCCCAGAAGGUGUUUGCGAAAUAGAUGUGUCUUUAAAUCGGUUUUAAAGGACUCCAGUGUCUGGUUGUUUCUGAGAUCGACAGGAAGGGCGUUCCAAAUUAGUGGACCAGCAAAUGCGAAAGCGCGCUUUCCGUAAGUCUCAAGGCAAACACGUGGUGUCGAGAGUUUGCCACUAUCGGAUGAGCGGAGCUCUCUAGUGGGUACAUAAGGCGUCAGCAGCUCUUUCAGAUAGGACGGCGCCAGGUCAUGUAAGCAGCGGUAGCACAAAGUUGCGAUUUUGUACUCCAUGCGAGCACGCACUGGCAGCCAGUGCAGCUCUCUCAGAAGUGUUUUUGCAUGGUCAAACUUGCGUUUGCGGAGAACAAUGCGAGCCGCAUUAUUCUGUGCUAUUUGAAUUUUAUCCAGGAGCGUAGCUGGAAGACCCACCAUAAGAGCAUUGCAAUAGUCCAUGCGUGAUAGCACAAAUGCAGACAUCAGCCUCUUUGUUGCAUCAAUUGUUAGGAAGGGCCUGAUGUGACUAAUCCUGCGCAGCUCUAGAAAAAUCGCCUUGCAUAGCAUGUUAAUAUGACUUUCAAAAGUUAGUCUUCCAUCUAGGUAGACACCCAGGUACCGCACUGUUUGAGCUAACUCAAUACGCACACCUGAGAGAGUAAUGGAUGUAGUGUUAUUUGCAGAUUUUUGCUUCUGAGCGGUCGCGAUGGGGAGCAGCUCAGUCUUAUCAUCAUUUAAUUUGAGCUUGUUUAUCGUCAUCCAGUGCUUAACCGACUCCAUUGUCUUCUGUGUCAUACUGAGCAGCUGAGGGAACUGAGAAGGGAUCACGGAUUGAUGAAGUGUACUAUGGUUAACAUUGAUAUCACCAGCUUUCAUUCGUAUAUAUUUCUCUUAUGCAAUUUACUUCCUCUACACUGGUAUUUAUAAAAUACUAUCCAACAACCCUGUCAUUGUUCAGGUUUGCAUUUUUAAAAAAACGUCUAAAUCUUAUCAUCAGGCAUGUUAAGUUAGGGUCAUGUCAAAAACACUUAGCUAAAAUAACCAUCAAAAUUUAAAAGAUUCUCCUAUAAAAUAACCAGAUUUUUUAAUAACUCCUGUAAAUUUUUAAUUUGGAGUGUCUGUUAAAAACCAUGAUUUAAUUUAAAGAUAAUAAUUGAUGGACUGCAUUCAAGUUGUGUAAAUGAAAUAGUAGAACAAGGUAUGUUAAGCUUGAAUUAAUAUAACGGACAACAAUAUUUGAAUGUUUCGGCUAAGAGCCUUCUUCAGCAAACAAGACAAAUAGAAGUAAGACAAGUAACAGAGCACAGUAAAAAAACUUUAGAGAUCACUUUGUUGUUGCCAGAAGAAGGAUUGUAGGAAGUGAAAGAAUAUAAAUAUUGGUACUGUGAAAAUAUGGUAGAGAAUCUUAAUGGACCAAAAGAUUUAGGGAUACAUAAAAUUUAAGGAAUAAGAAAAAAAGAAGAAAUACAGGGAAAUUGAGUAACAUUAGUUAGAGAGUAUUUGAUUCAUACCAUGUAGAGAUGAAUUUUGAUCCAUUGGCUUGGUUUUCCUGUUUUAAGCUGACUGAUUAAUAUACAAAAAACACAUAUAAUCACACUGAGCUUUAAAUAGUAGAUGUAGGUGCCACCUCCUGUAUCUCUUGAUAUAUUAAUACACAUUAUGAUUAAUAGAAACUGGGCAAGCUUUGGGUAACUAAAUCCCCAACCAACCAAAGUUGUUAACCAAGUAUUCUCAAAAUGAAUCUCAAAACCAGCCCUCCAUGCAGACUCACUGUCUUGUGAACUCCUUGUGCAGACUAACUGUCUUGUUUGCCUUCCAUGCUGAAUCACUGUCUUGUUUGCCCUCCAUGCUGAAUCACUGUCUUGUUAGCCCUCCAUGCUGACUCACUUUCUUGUGAGCCCUCCAUGCUGACUCACUGUCUUGUUAGCCCUCCAUGCUGACUCAUUGUCUUGUGAGCCCUCCACGCUGACUCAGUCUUGUGAGCCCUCCAUGCAGAUUCACUUUCUCAUGAGCUCUCUAAUCAUACUCACUGUCCUGUGAGAGCCUUCUAUGUAGACUCACUGUCCAUUGAGAGCCUUCUAUGCAGACUCACCGAAGAACAAUUUACCAUGUAAAAUCAUUUCAAUGAAACCAAGUCUACAAAUAUUUAUAAGUUAAUAUAUUUUUUACACUUAACUUUAUAUUGUUUAUAGGCUACAUGCUGUGAUGACCAUGUCCACUGUUGUCCGAAUGGCUACAAAUGUGACCUAUCAGCUGGUACCUGUGUCAGAGGAAAUCAUGUCUUGUCCUUAUUCACUAAACAGCCAGCCAAGAAUCCACCUAUCCAACUUACUCUGGUAAAAAAUGUCAAAAUUAUCAGUUAGCCUGUUUAACAUGUCAGCCUCAUAAGUAUAUUCUCUUGUGCUUCUUCUAAAUAUUAAAUUUGAAGUACUGCUUUUAAUUUAAAGUGGGGUUGAUAUUUUAAAAAGCUAAUUGUACAUUUUAUAGAAAUCAAAACCAAAGGUAUUGAAUUUUCUGAAUAGCCCACAACUUAUAAACAUGGGGUUGUCCUUUGACUUAAUGUUUUACAGGACCUUGCAUAAAUUACACAGCCCAACAAACAAAAACAUCCUUUUUCCCGAUGCCUUGGCCUUGAGUUUUAUGCCUUUUUCUAGUGUUCUAUGCCUGUUUCUAGUACUUUUGUGGCAUCGAUUCCAAAUAUGGCAUCAUGUUUUCUGUAACAGCUCUAAUUUUUCAGAUUUUGUUUAAUUUAUACAAUUUUUGUCUGCUCUAUAUAAGAUCUUUUGUGAAAAAUCUUGAUAUCAUAAAAACCUUUCUUAUUUAAAUGGGAAAUGUUUGUAUUUAAAUUACCCCUAAUUUUUUUGUACAUAAAGGCCUUUUUCUAUUUUCUUUCUAUAAUACACUCAGGCAUAAUAUUGUCGAAGGUAAAAAUUGACAUCGUUUUGUUUAACUAAUUAUGUGCAAAAUAUUUAGAUUUGAUUUUUCUUAGACUACAUAAAUUUUUAUUUUCAAAGCUUCUCAGCCAAAUCUGUUUAAGGCGGUUGGGCAUAGAUUUUAUUUCCUAUUUCUGAUUUUGGUUUUAAAAAAAGUACACAUACAUUUUUUUUUUUGGUGCCAAGCUUGGAGAUCAAUAUAAAUCAUGGGCUUCUUAUAUUGCAUACAAAACUUGUAACAGUAUGGAUUCUUUUCUCUAGUUGACGUAUGGAAGAGACUGUAACGAUCCAGAUAUUGAUUGGUUGUGUUCAUCAGAUUCUUUUACACAUUCUUAUGUCUUAAUAACACUGAAUUGAACACAAGUUCUUUUCCAUUAGUAAUGUAACUUUAGUUUAUAACUAUAUCUGCAGGCUGUGCAUUUAAUCCUACACAUGUAUCGUGCUGCUUGCUAUAUGAAGAGAAAUAAUACACAAACAUCCAUGUACUCGCCAACUAACUGGCGGGAAAAGCAUUCAUUAACUAUUAACUCUCAAAAAACAAACUGCCCUCGAUAAAACACAAUAUCCGGUGCACAACAAUUAUCAGUCAAUUCCCACGCUCGACAGAGACCAUGCCUUAAAUUAAGAGUAAAAGUGGUAUGGAGGGAACCAAAAGCCACUACAGUGGCUCUUCUAUUAGUCUUGUUAAUUUCAUAAAAAGAAAUGAUUCAGCUAGGAGACAUGUUCCAUCGCCAGAUUUUAUGUCCGUUUCCUCAGGUUUGUGUACUACCACAUAUCUCAGAGGAUAAAACAUGCAUGUCUUAUAGCGCACAAAGUAAGGAACUUGGGCAGUGAUAUAAUUUCCAAACAACUUCACAGAGUGGACAUUUUAACCAGAAUGAAAUGAGGGAUCUGAUCAAAUCUUUCCAGGUCUUUCCUGAAUUUCUUGUCUCCAGACUUAAGGAAAAUAAUGUACAUUAGCCUGGAACAAACAGUGCAUUUAAUCAAAGGAGAUGGAAGGAUUUUCUAUUAUUCUUUAAUUUUACUUAAGACAAGAACUUGUUAUCAGCAAUGAGAUCUCCUUAAGAUCAUUGGUCGUCCCGAAUAUGACCCAAGUGGGGAACUUCUUUGCAUCUAGAAUUCAAAACUGAGUAUGAAAUGUGUUCUUUUAAAUGAUUGCAACAAGUAUGAUUGUAUACCAAUAGGUCAAUCUACCAGGAUGAAAGCAUGAUACAGGCCACAUGUGUAGUCUUUGAAAAGAUUAUUUACCAAAAGCACCAAUGAGGGAUUUUUGUAGACUUGUAAGAGAUUUUAUUUUUGGUUUACAAAGUGGCUUUACUAAGUGCUUCUUAUGUCUUUUGGGAUAAUAGCGCCAAACAUGAAAAUUGGACCAGAAGAGAUUGGCCUCAGAGAGAAAUAUUGUGGUGGGAGGAAAAAAAUCUUAUCGAUGAAGAUUUAGCGAUAUGAGAAUGAGAUAGAAUCUAUAAAACGAGAGAUAGAAUCUAUAAAACGACACGCCUGCCUGAGAAAACAGUUUUGAAUGAAGCCGAUUCUUGCAUUCAAUAUACACAGCAAAUAAAUUAUCAGGAAUGAAAGAUUUCACCAUGACAUAUAUAUGCAACGGCAGCGAGAUAACUUAACAAGGAAGAUGAAAUGCACAUUUGAUGGAGAUUUUUGUUUGAAUCUUAUGCAUGCUUUCUCCUACAUAUCUUAGCUUUAAAAGUCUUACAGAUGGAGAUUAUUUGUGCACAUUAGCUGGAAAGUUUAUAAGCUGUUCUUUUAGCAUAAAAUAAGCACAUGUUCAUGUAGCACACUUUUAAAAUAUAAUUCAUUAUUAUGUUCCAUGCUUACAAAAUUAGACAUGUUCAGCAUCUCAAAAACUUGAGCUGAUGGGGGGAAAAAUAUGUGCUGUAAAUGGAAUCAAUGUGUUAAAUAUACAUGGAAACAAGUCUAAUAUUUGAGGUACCAAAUUUUGUUUUUGCCAAUGUUAUCAAUGAGUUAUUUUUCUCAUGUUUUAUUAUUGUAUAUUUUUUCAAAGAAUGAUACCCCCAACUCGAUCAAUGAGAAAUCAAAGGUAAAUACCCUUGCUGAAAGUGUGGUAUGCCCAGGAGGCCAGUCCCAGUGUCCUGAUGGAACAACAUGCUGUAGAAUGCAAUCUGGUGACUAUGGAUGCUGUCCUUAUCCAAAAGUAGGUCAUAACAUUUGCAAUACAUGAUAUUUUUUUUAAAGAUCUUUUUGGGAUCUUUACUGGAAUAUUUAAAUAAAGCUUUUAAUUCAGUUAUUUUCACUUAGUGUUAUUUUGAAGAGAAAAAAAAUCUAGUUAACAUUUUUUUUUAAUUCUGAGAUUUUAUACUGGUUUAUGAUUGUCAGAUUUGCCCAAGCUUGUGAAUUACAGUUUUUUCAUUAAAAAAUUAGAUUUAUGAAAUUGUUAUACCGGUACGAGAUUUAUAAAAAUAAUAUUCACAUUAACAAUUUUAUUUAUUGUAAUUGCUAUUUAACUCAUCAUGCAGUCUUCAAUGCAAGAUUUUAUAAAAACUUGAUUCUUAUAAAAUAGGAUUAUCUGGUUUGUAUUUUUGAUGGGCACAAUCUUUUAUACCUAUCAUUUACAACAUGAAUAAAUGUCUUUAACUGUUAGUAAAAAAACAGUUGAUUGGUGGAUUUGAUGGAUUCAAGCUGCUAAAUUGUUUAAUAUUUCAGGCCGUUUGUUGUUCAGAUGGCCUCCACUGCUGUCCAAAUGGCUACAAAUGUGAUGUUGCUCAGGGUGAAUGUAAGCAAGGGGCAGACAGAGUUCAGUGGGUAGAAAAGGUUUUAGCAAAGAGUAGAGAAGAAGUUACAUGUAAUGAUGGAUCUUCAUGUCCUCAAGGCUCAACAUGUUGUCAGUUGGCUUCAGGGAGUUAUGGGUGCUGCCCACUUCCACAGGUGAUCUAAUUAUGUUUAAAAUAAAUAUUUUUAUUUAAAAUUGUUGACUUUUAAAAAAAAUUUAAAUUCAAUAUUUUUUAAACAUGUUAAUGGACUAUUUGGGAAAUACUUCAAAGGAAAUUAAUAGAUGUCUUAUUCAGGCUGUAUGCUGCGAUGACCAUGUGCACUGUUGCCCCAAUGGCUACACUUGCGAUGUUUCUGCUGGCACAUGUAACAAAGGAAAUGAUAUUGUAGCCUGGCUGACCAAACAACCAGCCAAAACAGUUGUCAAUGAUGUACCUUGUGAUGACACCUCAUCUUGUCCUGAUGGAAACACUUGUUGUAAAUUGGCAUCUGGACAGUAUGGAUGUUGUCCACUACCAAAGGUUUAUAACAUAUUUUAACAGAUUUGAACUCCUAUACAAAGAUAUUAGAAAUUAUUUAACCUUUAGCAUAUAUAACUGGAAAGAACCCGAAAAAUAAUUUACAUAUAAAACCAUCAAAGACCAAAGGAAAUGAAAUAAACUAUACAUUUUUCUUUUAACUACCGGUAUUAAAAUUAUUUUCAUGAUAUUUUACAUUUAAAUUGAAAAAUUUGCCUUUUAAAAAUUUAAGAUACAUAAAAAGGAGCUGAUGAAGAUGCAACGGAUUCUUACAAAUAUGAUUGUGAUUUUUGUAUCAUUUUAUGGAAAUUAAAUCAAUUUAAUUAAGAUAAUAUAAAUCUGCUUUAUGCAAGUAUAAGUAAUCUUUAAUAUGUAAGUACUAUUAUUAUAAAUAAAUUACUAUAAUAAUUAAAUCUUUGUAGUUCAGAGGCAUGGCAAAGUUUGGGUUGGUUUAUAAAGAGGAUAAAUAUUUCUCAAAACUCAAUGAUGUUAGAAAUGUAAACCUCUACUCAUAAAUACUUCUUUUUUUUUUUUUUUAAAUUAAAAAAAAAGGGUGACGUCUGAUUUACUAUUUCAAUACAUUUCAAGGUUGUGGAAAUUUUUUUUUUUUGAGGAUACAAUAUCUCAAUUCUCGAUUAAGGUACUUACGUAAAAAUUAAUAUUUUUUGAGACUUUUGCAAAGUUUUUUUUUUUUUUUUUUUAAAUUAAAAAAAAAGGGUGACGUUUGAUUUACUAUUUCAAUACAUUUCAAGGUUGUGGAAAUUUUUUUUUUUUGAGGAUACAAUAUCUCAAGUCUCGAUUAAGGUACAUACGUAAAAAUUAAUAGAUUUUGAGACUUUUGCAAAGGCAUGUAGCGCAAUGUGCCUUCUAUUUUUAUCCCGGUAAUAACCGGGUCAUAUUUUCUAGUUUUAUAUAAAUUAAUUGAGGAAAAGCUUAGUACUAUUAGUAUUCAGAUAAAAUGGAAUCCCUAUUUAAUUCAGAAUGUUGUCCCCUUAUAGUGUAGACAGUACCUAAACUUACACACAGAAACUGUAUGGUUAGAUUUUUUAAUUAAGCUACAUUUUUUUAGGUAUAUAAAAAUUAUUUAUUUCAAAUUUUAUUUGUCAUAGGCUGUAUGCUGUGAUGACCAUGUCCACUGUUGUCCCAAUGGCUACACUUGCGAUGUUUCUGCCGGCACAUGUAACAGAGGAAAUGACAUUGUAGCCUGGCUGACCAAACAACAAGCCAAAACAGUUGUCAAUGAUGUACCUUGUGAUGACACCUCAUCUUGUCCUGAUGGAAACACUUGUUGUAAAUUGGCAUCUGGACAGUAUGGAUGUUGUCCACUACCAAAGGUAUUUAAAAAAAAUUUCUUAACUUUUUAAAAAUUAUCUCCACUCAUUGUUUUUAAUGGAAAAUUGGUCAUACUUGGAUUUGUCCAAUUGUCUUUGUCUUGAGUCACUCUCGCAAGCUCAAUCCUCAUUUUCCUUGCUUUCAUCCUCUCUUUGUCUAGAUACCUUAGCAAAAUGUGAUGUGUUCAUUGGCUGUUUGGUUUUAUUUUCCCUGCUUGGCAUAAAAUCCUAAUUUCUAAGUGGCCUACUUCUUUGUUCUCCUCAGUGUUUGACAGUAAGUGAAGAAAGCAACAUUUUUGAAACAUCAAUAUUACUUGCCUCCCUCACAUUCUUAUAACAGGAGAGUAGAUUUAUUUUUACCAUCUUGUUUUUGUGUGUGUUUUUCAUAUAAAUGAAAGUGUUGCUAGAAUGAAAUAGUAAGUUGCUUUUGACAACUUCCAAAUAGGAUAGCAGUGGAUUUUAAAGCUUUGUACUUUACUUUCGUUUAGUCGUUUAAGGGAUGAUGAGUAUGUUCAAUCUUCUAAAUAACCAUCCAAAUGUUAUUGAAUUGAUUUUUUUUAAAUGCAAACAUCUUUGAAUAAUAUAUUUAAAUUCUCUCUCAUCUUAGAUGUUCAUAAAUUAAAUCUUACCAAUAACUGUAGUAAUAAAUAAAGAUCCUACUGCACGGACUGAUUCUACUCUACUGACUAUUUCUAUUCUAAUUUUAUUUAAUGAGAACUACACACUUUACCGUAACAGCAUAGACAAUCCUAUACAUAAAUUUAUCAGAUUGUGCUUGAAAGCAAAAUCCCACAAGGUUCUAAUAGGGCGCUCUACACACUCAGAACCAUGCCAAAGACGCACACCAAUUUCACACCAUAUCCUAUCCUCAACACAUUCUAUUCCUUGUUGUUUUCAAGGUCCAUUGACACAAUAGCCAUUUGGUCAAUAUACUUUGAUUAUGAUGUAAUGUUUAAUUUGUAAGCAAACUAAUAUUAAAGCUGAUCAAUUUGUUAAAGAUAAAUAAUUUUGAAUUAUUAUUUUAAACUUAUGAUCUCAGGCUGUAUGCUGUGAUGACCAUGUGCACUGUUGCCCCAAUGGCUACACUUGUGAUGUUUCUGCCGGCACAUGUAACAGAGGGAAUGAUAUUGUAGCCUGGCUGACCAAACAACCAGCCAAAAGAGUUGUCAAUGAUGUACCUUGUGACGACACCUCAUCUUGUCCUGAUGGAAACACUUGUUGUAAAUUGGCAUCUGGACAGUAUGGAUGUUGUCCACUACCAAAGGUUAAGAAAAUAAUUUAAUGAUUGUAACUUCAACACCCAGAUAGUAGGAAUGAUUUAACAUAUUUAAUUUUAUAUAGCCUCUUCAAUUAUAGGCCGACACGACCCCUCACCUCUAGAAAAAGCGUACACAGUGCCCAUAAGCUGACCUCCAAAAUAAUAUGCAUUAUCAUCAAUGGCACUACAGCCCAUGUAGGGCCCUGGCCUGCUCCAAAAUAAUAUGCAAGUGUAAGAAUUGCAGUACUAAAGAAAAUAUAUUUUUUUUAUUCCAGACUUUUCAAAAUAAUUAAUGUGUAAUAAAAAGACUUAAAAACUAAUCAACAUACCGGUAUAAUGUAUUGUGCUUCACUUGUUAAAUCAUAAAUAAACUUUUACAAAAAUAGAAGACUAUCGCUUGGAAAGAAAUGUAGUUGCAUUUUCUUUUCUAUGUGUAUUCUGCUAUAAAUCUCAAUUAACAAGUUUGGCUAAGACAUUUCAACUGCUGGAAAGAUUGUAUAAAAUAUAAACAUCAAACAUUUCAUUAUUGAAUGUAAGUAGACUAUUUUGAUACUUUCUUAGCACCCCCAGUCAUGACAGUUGCAAAAUGAGGACAACAGUUGUGACCCAAAUUUGCAUGUGGCCUUAAGAUAACUUGAUUUAAUUACUUUUUUUGGACACUUUUUUCUUGAAUUGAUGUACCAAGAGAAAAUUAUAAAAAAAUCUGCUAUGACCCGCUCAUAAUCCAACCACUUAUUCCCCUGAAAUAUUUCCACACAAAAAGUUUGGCUUUAGAGCGAGUAUAUAUGGUAAUAGUUCAUACAUAUAAUUAGCAAGUACCAAGGAAGAAAUGAAAGAAAUAGAGCAUUUUUCUUGCCACGUAUAAAAUUAUUUGCAUGAUUUUGUUUUUAAUUAAAUGAAAAUUUGACUUAACUUUUAACUAAAGAAUUUUUUUUUUUUAAAUUGCCUUGCCUUGCAAUCCAACAUGGGUCAUCGGCAACGAGUCUAUGUGUCAAGUUCAGCUCGAUAGGAUGACGGGAAGUGGGUAAAUUGACCUUCCGAAGAUUUUGCCACAUAGAAACACACGAACAAAAGCGAAGUUAAUAUAAAGGAUUUUUAAAUUUAAGUUACAAAAUAUGAAAUUCAGACACAUAGAUUACAUUCACAUUUUUGUUUUUUUUGGUGACAAUAAUAGGGUUUAGAGUGAUUGAUUUUACAACAGCCGGGAGGAGUAGGUUUGUCAAUUCUGACAAGAUAUUGGGGAAAAAUGAAUGUUUACAUCUUUUGGUCCAACGUAACAUUGACCACAUUGAGGCUAUUGAUGCUUUGUCUGAAUAGAGUCAUUACUAAAUCUGUGUGUGCAUUAGAGGGCCAUAUUUUUUAGAGGAUGUAGUCAAGGGUCGCCACUGCUUCUCCACCCUUCCGCAAAUCCAUAUCCUGCACUUUGAGUUCAAAUCACUGGUACACUAAAUAGGGAUACGACAAUCAUACGCAAACAUUGCACAACUACAGGUCAGUAACAAUAGAUGAUGAGCUCAACAACUGACUUUUCCAAAGCAAAUGAUUUAUUUGGAAGAGUGUGUGGGAGAGAAGGGGGUCUUAGUCUUGUCACUAAGCUGAAAGUAUAUAGGGAAAUCAUAUAAGCAUCUCUCCUAUAUGCUAGCGAGACAUGGACAGUUUCCAGCAGACAUGCUAGACAGCUAAACCAUCUCCACAUUUGCUGUCUACAAAAACUUCUUGGCAUAAGGUGGCAAGACAAAGUCUGUGAUACAGAAGUCCCACAACUCUAUUCAUCCUUGCUGUCUACAUAAACUUCUUGGCAUAAGGUGGCAACACAAAGUCCCUGAUACAGGAGUCCCAUAACUCUAUUCAUCCUUGCUGUCAUCAAAAAACAACACUAUCUCAAAAUCCUCCCUUUGAUGAUUACAGUCUUUAGAAAAGUUAAAUACUUGUGUUAUUUACCUUACUUUUUUUUCUGCCCUUAAUUCUUUCACUUGUUAUGUACAUGGUUGACCUUCCAGAGAUGAGAUGCCUAUUACUGCUAUAAUUUCAUUAUUACAAGUACAUUUAAUAUUAAAUUUAAAUAAGUUAGUCCCCAACCUCCCCCCCAAAAUAUUGGAUUUCUCUUCACAGUGCCCCUAAAAGGUGUGGUUCUCAUUUAUCUCUAGGUUGAUCUGGCACUGCAGGAAGAAACUGUGUAAAUUCUGCUUUCUGGAUAUCAACUUUCUGAAAUUUUAUACAUCUAUCUAACUUAGCAUUAUGUAAUUUUAUCAGAUUGAUUGGAGAAGUUCUAAUGAUUAUGAAGGGGAACUCCUCCUAAAUCAGAACAUUGUCCCCCCUGUGGGACAUUUCCCCCCCCCCCUCUCUCCGACCUACACACAAUAAUUAUAUGGUUAGAUUGAUGACACAUACUACAAUAAUGUUGGGCCUGUCAAAAGAAUGUAUUUUAAAAUUCAUUCAACACAGGCUGUAUGCUGUGAUGACCAUGUCCACUGUUGCCCCAAUGGCUACACUUGUGAUGUUUCUGCCGGCACAUGUAACAGAGGAAAUGACAUUGUAGCCUGGCUGACCAAACAACCAGCCAAAACAGUUGUCAAUGAAGUUAAAUGUGAUGAUUCAGCAUCAUGCCCUGAUGGAACAACAUGUUGUAAAUUGGCAUCUGGACAGUUUGGAUGUUGUCCAUUACCUAGUGUAUGAAGUUUUUUAAGUAAAAAUAUCCUCUUUAAUAAAACUGAACUUGGACUAUAUUAUAGAAAUCACUUACUGUAUACUCCCAUCCCAUUACUCUAAAUCCCAUUCAUUCAUAAUCUGACACCCUUCCCCACUAGUUUUGGUCAGGAAAAGCCUGAAAAGUGUUUAACUUGGUCAUAAGCCAACCCAAAAUAUAAUACACUCUGCAAGCCAUAUAGUACUUAGAAAAGAAAAAAAAAAUUUAACCAACGAACUAUGGCAUAGAUCAUUCUGUAGUGCGGGAGCUUUUUGAGUGCCUUUUGAAAUAGCAUUAAAUGGCAUAAGAAAUAUUGAUACAAGACCCCAAUAAUUAUAUAUUUUUUACUAAUGGAAAUGACUAGGGAUAAAGUUAGCUAUAUUGCCCACCAUGUAAACAAAUUUUGUUCAGUGUCCUUGGAGUGCUCAAGGGAAAAAAAUUGACAAAAUGUCUUGCUUUCAAGUGCUCAUAACAUCAUUAAUUUUUAUAGAUGCCAUUAAAAUGCUAUAUAAAUGUGGUAGCCAAUUUAUUUAUCUUUCCGAAAAUGUAGUUUGCUAAGGUUUUGAUUAAGCCUCUGAAAGCAAUUUGAGUAAUUUUAGGUCAUUUAUUACUGAAAAAAAAAAAGAAACUGGGACCAUAGCUAAAACCAAGUACAACAUACAAAAUCUGAGGUAGAAAAGUUAUUAUUGACAAGUAAACAUUUGAAAAAGUAUUGUGGAACUGAUUUGGUUUGUUAAACUCUAAAAUUUAUUAGGUAGUUCUGAUCUAUAUUCUUGAGCUUCUGUGACUAAAAAGUCAGUCAGUCCUUGCCCAACCUCCAGGCCUGGCUCACAGUCUAACGGUAGGCCUACUUCAGUAUCACAAGGACUAGUAUCAGAUUCACUUGAAGAAGAAUCCGAACUGAGAUGGUGAUGGGGAAUGUUAAAAUCAUCAUCAGUAUCACUUAAAUCCUCUCUUAAAAUGCUGUCAAAAAUAUUUCAAUUAGUUCUCUUACUGAAGGCCCAGCCAUAGCUUCAACCAUUUUAGCUUUAAAAAAAAACAGCGAAAUAAAACUCCGAUUAAAAAGUACUUAUUGUUAAGUUAUCAACAAACAGCUUGACCAGGAAGAUUAUUUAAUUAUUAAUAAAAGGAAAUGGCUGUAAUUCUGGGUUAAUAUUGGAUUGGAAGUUGCUAUCUGACCGUAAUUUUUAUCAGCCGAUUUUUUUCGGACGCUACAGUACAGAACGAAAAUAUUGCCGAUUUUUUUGUCCGACCUAAGUUUGUGGGUUAAAUCCAAUUAUGUAUACUAUAACUAAAAGACUUUAAAACUAAUAAAAGUCAAGUAUAAACAUUGAUUAAGUUUUUGACAUUGUUUUUUUUUCAAAAAUUGAAUCAAGGUACCUAGAGAAAAUUAUAAAAAUCUCCGAUUGUGCCAUAGAAAUUUCAUGACUCCCAUGAUCCCAUUUGCUCUCUUGCUUGCUCUGUUUGAAAUAAUCUUUCCUAGAUAAACAGGGCACUUUUACUGCUCUGACUAGUCUACUACAGAAAUAGAAACAUCCUUUUACAUAACAUGGAAAAACACUUGAGCAUCACACGUCAUUUGUUCUAAACUUGGACUGCUUUUGAUUUUUUAUUCAUCAAAAUAGUUGCCUUCUUCUGAGUUCUCCUCUUUUUUAUAGCAUUUUUAUUUAUGCAUUUCUGUAGAGCGAUAUUUACUGCAAUAAUUUUGCAACUUUAAAUUUUUAUAGAAUAAAUCCAUUAACUGAUAAAAAAAUUCUUUUACAAAAUUGUUAGUUAUUGUUUUUAAUUAACAAAAAGCGUUGCUAUUUUCUUUUCACAGGCUGUAUGUUGUGAUGACCAUGUUCACUGUUGCCCCAAUGGCUACACUUGUGAUGUUUCUGCUGGCACAUGUAACAAAGGAAAUGACAUUGUAGCCUGGCUGACCAAACAACCAGCCAAAACAGUUGUCAAUGAUGUACCUUGUGAUGACACCUCAUCUUGUCCUGAUGGAAACACUUGUUGUAAAUUGGCAUCUGGGCAGUAUGGAUGUUGUCCACUACCUAAGGUUAUUUACUUAAAAUUUUACAUGAUUUUUUUUUUUAAUUUCUUAUUUUCAGAUGUUAAAUUAUAAUUUAUGCAUUGAUAAAGUAAAAAAUAAAUAAAUAUAAAAUUUUGCUUGAAAUAGGGUUUUGCAAAGAUUUUUUUUUUUUUAUUAAACUCUUCUAAGUUGAAAAUUUGCUCCAGAAGAGUCCAAUCCUAAAGUGAUAUAGUUUUAAUCAUUUCGGUUACCUUAAAUAAACAAAAUAUUUCUACUAAUCCACUGAAAUAAGAAGUUGCGGUGACCUAAAUUAAAAAGUCAUGACAUCCUAACAUGUGAACUGAUGCUGACUUUUUUUUGUACUCCACUAUUUUUAAUUGUAAUGUUAGCGGGCAAUGGUGCAGGGAAUUUCGCAAGAGACCAAAGAACCUUAAAAAUAGACAUUAAUGCUGCUCAGUUACCAUAUCUAAUUUAUAGACUUGCAUACAGGUUGCAAUUUUUUUAACCAAAACUUUAUAUAAAAAUCAGGGGUUGGACCUAUCCACUCGACAUCAAGUUAGCUUGCUGUAAAAAAUGGGUCAUGUAACUCCUCCAACUGAGGGUGUGACCUAUCUGGGAGUCAACCGCAAAUACACACUUUAACAAUCCCAAACUAAGGUUGCAACCUAUGCACUGAUGCGACCUGCAUUCUAAUAUAUACAUUAGAUGCUCAUAAGUAUAUGUUAUAUUUCAUCAUACCAUGGUUAUUGUCAGCAUUAAACUUAAUGCUCAACUUGCAAAGUGAAUCUGAGUAGUCAGACAUCACUGUAAUGACUACACACUACAGCUUCAGACAUCUGAUGAUCCUAUUGAAAAGUCCAAUUAGUACUAUCUCAAAGCAAUUGAUUAUUACACCAGAUGUCUUUGUAAGUUUUUCUCUUUGCUCUAAAGUGGAUGAAUUCUAUGAAAGUAACUCUUUCCUCAAUCUGUUUAAUUUCUCCCAGUCGUCCUGAGCACACAAAUUUUAAGCUUUAAUUAUCUUAUGCAGGCUGUAUGUUGUGAUGACCAUGUCCACUGUUGCCCCAAUGGCUACACUUGUGAUGUUUCUGCCGGCACAUGUAACAGAGGAAAUGACAUUGUUGCCUGGUUGACCAAACAACCAGCCAAAACAGUUGUCAAUGAUGUACCUUGUGAUGACACCUCAUCUUGUCCUGAUGGGAACACUUGUUGUAAAUUGGCAUCUGGACAGUAUGGAUGUUGUCCACUACCUAAGGUAAAUAAUUUUUUUUUUUAAUUUACCAGUUUUUGUUUAUCUUUAAUCUUUUUAAAUCAAGAUAUAAAGAUGUAUUCAUUUCUUAAAAGUCUUCCUAGUUUUUAACUGACCUUUAUUUUAUUUUAGUUUUUGUGUUAGAGGAUUUACAUAAUAAACGUUUUUGCAUUGUCCAAUGAACAUAUCCUAUUAAUAGUAAAUUUGUUUAACUAGAUCAACAAUUUCCAACUGGUAUGUUUUUGCAUCUGACAAUGCAGCUGUGAAAUUUUGUGUGACAAGCUAGUGGUAGUGAAAGCUAAUUUUGAACAUAAUUUUGAGUUUUGUUGAUUUAUUAAAAAAGUGUUGCAGGAAGUUGCAGAUCUUUGAGCAGCUUUUAAAAAAAAUAUACAUGGGUACAUAUGGCAUGGAUAUCACUUCUUUUAAACCAAAAAUUCAAUCAUAUUAUUUAUAUUUUUAAUUAAAUGACAUCCCUGGGUUUCUUGCAUCAAAUUUUUUUACACAUGCAUAACUAAUCACACCAAACUGAGCACAAGUCAUUUUUCCAAGAGCAAUGACUUAAUCUAGAAACAUAUAUAUCAGGCUGUACUAUGAAUCAAAUUCAUGUAUAGCGCAGCUCACAGUAGUAAGUAGAAGAAUAUAGUACAACCUUCUCCCAUUGAAUGAAUAGCUCAUACACAAAAGAUAGUCUAUUGGCACUACUCACAGCUACCAUAAAAUCAUGUCCCAAUAGCUUAAUGGUGCUAAAGCCUACAUUAAAUGAACUAACACACUAGAAAACCCGGCGCAAUAAAAUACAAUAUUCGGUGCGCAACAAUUACAAGUGAAUAUCCAUACUGACACCAAUGAUCCUUUAAAUCACAAAGAAUACGCUUGAACGGGUUUGCCUUUUUAAAUAAAAACAUUUUACUUUCAACGCAGGCUGUAUGCUGUGAUGACCAUGUCCAUUGUUGUCCCAAUGGCUACACGUGUGAUGUUUCUGCCGGCACAUGUAACAGAGGAAAUGACAUUGUAGCCUGGCUGACCAAACAACCAGCCAAAACAGUUGUCAAUGAUGUACCUUGUGACGACACCUCAUCUUGUCCUGAUGGAAACACUUGUUGUAAAUUGGCAUCUGGACAGUAUGGAUGUUGUCCACUACCUAAGGUAAGGUCAAAAUAAAAUAAUAUAUCUUUGUUAACAAAAAAUAUUUGAUGAUAUAAAAUAAGCUGAUUCUGAUUUCAAUGAUAUAGAUUUGAUUAUGCUUUGAAUAGAGGCUUUUAACUCGAGCUGAGAUUCAGACAGAUGGUACAUAGCAGAUUUGUAAAAAUAAUUAUUUUAUUGUCAACAAAGAAACUUUUCCUUUACCCUGAAUGAAAUAUAAAUAAACCUAGGAUCUGACUUAGCGAGUUGAUUGGUUUUAGUUUAGUGUUUUUGUCAAACUAAGGUAUUUCCUUCUUUUUUACAAAUAUAAACAGUUUGAUUACUGUAACAGACAUUAUUCACCUGAUGUAUAAAAUAUUUUAUUCAUUGUGGAUGAUAGGAGUUAAAAGUGGACCUAAUUGCCAAAAAUAGAUGUGGCCGUUUAAAAUCACAAUGAAAUAAACGGUAGCAAAAAAUGCAACAGAGGUAGAUUAACAACUUAUCACAUGGUGAAUCAUAGUCCCCUAUGUUAAGUUGACACCCCCUAACCCAAUUAAAAAAAGGAACCUUACUUUAUGUUUGAAACUUGGUCAUAAUGUGGUCUGACUUAGAUCAAAGGUUUUAUUGCAAAUAACAAAGCUUUUUAAAAAUGGUAGUGGCUUGUAAAACUUGCUUGGUGAUACAAAUUUCUUACAUAAGCUUCCCAUAAUAAACACAAAAAACCAGAAUAAAUUAUUUCUUUCAUCAUCUUAAUUGUAUCGAUCCUACAAAAAUAAUCUUACGUGACAGCAAGUAGACACGGCAAAAAAGAGUCUUGAAUUAUUUUUUUUAACAACUUGGCAUCCUUUACUUUUUCUGAAAUUUAGUUGACAUUUUUCUUGUCACAAUUAACACAGGCUGUAUGUUGUGAUGACCAUGUCCACUGUUGCCCCAAUGGCUACACUUGUGAUGUUUCUGCCGGCACAUGUAACAGAGGAAAUGACAUUGUUGCUUGGCUGACCAAACAACCAGCCAAAACAGUUGUCAAUGAUGUACCUUGUGAUGACACCUCAUCUUGUCCUGAUGGAAACACAUGUUGUAAAUUGGCAUCUGGACAGUAUGGAUGUUGUCCACUGCCUAAGGUAAAUAAUUUUUUUUUAAAUUUACCAGUUUUUUUUUUAUCUUUAAUCUUUUUAAAUCAAGAUAUAAAGAUGUAUUCAUUUCUUAAAAGUCUUCCUAGUUUUUAACUGACCUUUAUUUUAUUUUAGUUUUUGUGUUAGAGGAUUUACAAAAUAAACGUUUUUGCAUUGUCCAAUGAACAUAUCCUAUUAAUAGUAAAUUUGUUUAACUAGAACAACAAUUUCCAACUGGUAUGUUUUUGCAUCUGACAAUGCAGCUGUGAAAUUUUGUGUGACAAGCUAGUGGUAGUGAAAGCUAAUUUUGAACAUAAUUUUGAGUUUUGUUGAUUUAUUGAAAAAGUGUUGCAGGAAGUUGCAGAUCUUUGAGCAGUUUUUUUAAAAAAUAUACAUGGGUGCAUAUGGCAUGGAUAUCCUUUCUUUUGAACCAAAAAUUCAAUCAUUUUAUUUAUAUUUUUUAAUUAAAUUUAAAAAAAAAAAUUGAUUUAGUCUACUAGUAUUAAAUUUGGGGACAUUGUAACAAAGGGGAUUAUUAUUAGAGAAAAUUUUUGCUUUUGAGUACUAGAAAAUUUGGCGAUAAGUCAAAAAGAGGUUAGGAUUAGGAACCACUUGUUGCAAUCAUAAAGAUUGGUUUUCUCAGGGCGUCAUUUCAGUUUUUUUUCAGGAGGGGCCAAACCAGAACUUGGUUGGCUUGUUAAGUUGUUUAUUACUGGAGGUACCACAGUACAUAGCUAUUUAAAUAAAACCUACAAAUUAAGGGGGGGGGGGUGCCAAAACCCUUCCUGACCUACCUAAAUGACAUCCCUGGGUUUCUUGCAUCAAAUUUUUUUACACAUGCAUAACUAAUCACACCAAACUGAGCACAAGUCAUUUUUCCAAGAGCAAUGACUUUAAGCUAGAAACAUAUAUAUCAGGCUGUACUAUGAAUCAAAUUCAUAUAUAGUGCAGCUCACAGUAGUAGGUAGAAGAAUAUAGUACAACCUUCUCCCAUUGAAUGAAUAGCUCAAACACAAAAGACAGUCUAUUGGCACUACUCACAGCUACCAUAAAAUCAUGUCCCAAUAGCUUAAUGGUGCCAAAGCCUACCUUAAAUGAACUAACACACUAGAAAACCCGGCACAAUAAAAUACAAUAUUCGGUGGGCAACAAUUACAAGUGAAUAUCCAUACUGACACCAAUGAUCCUUUAAAUCACAAAUAAUACGCUUGUACGGCUUUGCCCUUUUAAAUAAAAACAUUUUAAUUUCAACACAGGCUGUAUGCUGUGAUGACCAUGUCCAUUGUUGUCCCAAUGGCUACACGUGUGAUGUUUCUGCCGGCACAUGUAACAGAGGAAAUGAUUUAGUUUCAUGGUUUACUAAAAUACCUGCUAAAUCUUUAUUAUAACUUUUUCAUUACAUAUGACUUACUAUUGCUAUUAAAACAGUUUUUGCUUCUUUUAUUGAAUGUUGACAGGUGGAAGGGUGUUUAUUUUAUGUAGGAUGAAUGUGGUAUAGAAUGUAUAAAUGCUUGUACUAUUUUUACUGCUAAAUGAGAAAGAUAUCAGAGAGAUAGCAAAUUUUGAGACAUAAUUACUUUUUGAUACUGGUAUGUUCUUUACCCUUUCAAAUUUCUUAAUGUUUAAGUUAAAAAUGGAAAGCCAGGACGCUAAGAGCAGCUGAUGCCUUUAGUACCAUCCAAUAAUUAUGCACUUGGACUCUUAUUGUUGUUUAGACAACUAAGCCUAGUAAGUGCUAGAGGGGAAAUAAGAUGUAACAAGUUUUAUUUGAUACACGCUACAGUUACAAUGCACAACUAAAUUCAGUAGGAAUUGUAAAUUAUUACAUGUAAUACAAGUACUUACUUUUAGUAGGAUGGUAAAGAACUAUUAAUUUGUGUCCCCGUUUUUUAUUCAUAUUUUAAUAAAAUUGUUCCAAAUGAAAAAAAAGCAAAUUUCUUUUGAAAACUUUUUUUUUAAAAUAUCAAUGUUAGUAUAUUAUCUAUUCUGAAAUUGUGUAAUCAAUCUCCAUACAAUUUAUAAAUAUAGGUUUUUCAAUAGAAUACUCACUAAUAACAAAGUUUUGUUACUUCAUUUUAAAGGUGUACAAUUAAUCUUGCAUUUCAAAUUUGUUCCUGUAUUUGCUGCUCUUAAAUAUUAUGCUUCUAUUAAUCUAAAAUGCCUUAAAAUUAAAAAUUCUUAUGAUGAUGACUAGUUUUAAUCCAAGUGUAAAAGAUAUUUAUAUAUGUAUCAUAUUUUUCCACAUUUUUUAAUCUGUAAUUUUUGUUGUCUUGAGAUCAUUAAUUAAUGUUUCAACCCAUGUAUGAAAGCUAAGGUGCUUGAUUCUUUGUUAACAUCAUUUAUAAAUGAAAGAUCCUUUCAGAUAAUUUUUUUUUUUUUUUUAAUAGUUUUGAUAACUGGCAGGUGCAAAAGCAUGCAAACGAAUCCAGCCAUUCAGUUUUAAAAUAGUUGUUUGAUGAAGCAGGGAAAGUGUUGUUUAUGUUCAGCUCAGUUAGUUUUUAAAGCCACACACUCUGAUAUGUAAUAUGGCAUCCUUAAGUCUUCGUUAUGUAAUAUGGCAUCCUUCAGUCUUGGUUAUGUAAUAUGGCAUCCUUCAGUCUUCGUUAUGUAAUAUGGCAUCCUUCAGUCUUGGUUAUGUAAAAUAGCAUCCUUCAGUCUUCGUGAGACAAUGGAGUAGCUAUAUAGUUCUACACUUUGACGAGUGGCUCACUACGCCAAUCCUAGAAUGACAAUCACGGCCGCAUCUCUCGCAGGAGAAUAUUGAAUCCCGGUAAAUUCUUGAUUUCCGAAUUGUUCUUUUUGAUUCAAAGGCCUCGUUUCGAGUAUCUUCUGCCUUUUUUUACUCCUUCAAACACUGCUGUUUGCCAGUUGGAGCAAUGUUCGGCAAUGAACUCCCAUUCCUUUGUUUCAAUAUUAGCUUCCCUCAUGCUUCGUUUUGCAAACGUCAAAUCUCAGGCGCGGUCGUCCAAUAUGUCUUGUCCCCUCUGCCAACUCUCCAUACAGCAGUAUCUUUGGGAUAUGUCCUUCCUCCAUUCUCCGUACAUGACCUAACCAGCGAAGGCGUCUCUUGAUAAGAAAGGAGAAUAUGCAAAACCUCCUCGUUAGGCACCCUGUCCUGCCAACGAAUGCGCAAAAUGGGACGCAGACAUCUGAUAUGUAUGUUCUCAAUGUUCAGUUUAUCAUAGCAUGUGAGAUUAAAUUAGAAAGUGUUUUUUGGUAAAUGUUUAACCUCAUUUUCUGUUGAGAUUUUGUUUCAGCAACAUUCCAAGUUGGUUAAACAAUGCCUCUUAUAAUCCAUCAUUUGGUCUGUUUAAACUGGGAUAACAUGGUAUAUAUUGAUGUUUUUUUAAAAUUAUAAACAAACUCAAUAUAACAUCUGUGUAACUGGAACUAUAACUGGCAACUUGCCAGAAUAAUGUUGGUCUGCAUCAUGUGUUAACUUAAGGUGUUUGCAACUUGCCAGAAUAAUGUUUGUCUGCAUCAUGUGUUAACUAAAGAAUUUUUUGGUCUAACUUUUGCGAAUGGUUUCUAAAUGAUAUCUGAUUUAUGCUUUUUUUUUUUAAUCUCCUCUCUCUCUCUCCCUCUCUCUCCUUCCCCCCCCCCCUCCCAAAUUACAUUUCAUCGCAAAAAGUCUUUCACUCUCUUUGCCCCCUCGCCUUUUAAAUAAAUAGAAAAUAACUUGAAAAUAAAGAUUUUUGAUUUUAUUUUGGUUCUUAUUGUUGUAAUAAUAAUAAGUGUGGUGAUGCAUUGAACUAAGGAGGAAAGUUAACGUAAUCAAAAUUUUAUAUGGCUGUAAUGAACAUUUUAAGUAGAUAGUGUGUGAUAAAUUAAUUUUUAGUUGCAUCAUGAUGAAAAGUAUUUACUUUCAAACUCCAUGCCCCCCUCCACUCAUACCAUUGUCAUUUGUUUAAUAAAAUGAAUUGAUCAAUAA
This is a messenger RNA of Lymnaea stagnalis (great pond snail), 32086 nucleotides long. The record is from the annotation of a GenBank genome assembly. Lineage: Eukaryota; Metazoa; Mollusca; Gastropoda; Lymnaeidae.